Fopius arisanus is the source of this 2757-nucleotide messenger RNA. RefSeq lists its product as uncharacterized. Bases 171 to 1001 code for a protein of 276 amino acids. The record is from RefSeq and is a predicted model, not a curated record. The transcript has 4 exons. NCBI's taxonomy places the organism in Eukaryota, Metazoa, Arthropoda, Insecta, Hymenoptera, Braconidae.
GAUAUCGAUAUUAAUCGAAGAAAUAUCUCGAAAAUGCGUAAGGGUAAGAUAAAAACCGAAGCGACAUCUGUCGAUCAUAUCAGUCCCACACUGGAAUGAAAAGACCGUUAAAAGUUAAAAGUCAUCAAAUUUGGUAAUGCGUUUGAGUGUUUUUUUAAUCGUGAAACAUCAUGCCAUCUCCAAGUGUUAAAUACACAACUAACAGAGCAAUUGAUAAUUUCAAUGUUGGAGCUACGCUCAUGAAAAUCAUCGGAUACGUUGACUGUAUUGAAGGAUUGAAGGAGCUGCCAAAGUCACCAUCUAAGUGGAUAUACAAGUGCAUUUUAAAUAACAAUGAUGGCAGAAGGGUUCGCAUACUUUGCUGGGGGGAUGACGCUCUCAAAUACAAUGAUGUAAUAAAGAUGUAUCAGAUAUUAAAAAUCACUGGAGGUAUUAUUAAAGCGGCCAAUCCACAGUAUCGACGAUCAACUGAUACUGUAAGCGACAAAGAAUUUCAAUUUGGACGUGGGAGUACUUUAGACGUUAUUGGUACAUUCGACAUUACGAAUGGAGCUGAGACUGGAAGACCGGAGGUAAUCUCAUAUGAAAGAAUUGAAAUGAAGAAUGUUUGUGCUGCUCGCGGGCCAGUCCAGAUCACUGGAUGGCUCAAAGAGCCAUUCAGAAGCAUUACCACGGUAAACGGUUCCAGUUAUGGAUGUGGAAUGUUCUGCACAAGAAUUCAUCGCAUGACCAUUCAUGUGAUAACAUUCAUCCCAAGAGAAGAUUUAGUCGAGGGAAUCAAAAUGGAAGUUAAAGGUAGAGUUGAUCGUCGUGGAGAUGCUUUUAUUAUGAAUAUCAACAGCAUGAAUGAUAUCACAGUCCUGUCUGAGGAUGUAGUCCUAACUGAAGAUGAGUUAGAUGAUGCUGUCGAAGCACCUCCACUGAUUCUGAAACGAGAAGCAGCUGAAUCUGCACACGGAGCGGCGAUGGACAUCGAGUAUAAGAAACUUAAAGGUGAUUAGCUUCAAUUGCAUGCUCUUUGCUAUUUAAUUUCAAUUGCAAAAUUGAGAAUUUUUUCUAGAAUUGAGAAGUUUAAUACUGUUACUUUUUUAUGUAGAAGUUCUAAAAAACAAAGAGAUGACAAAAUUUAAAAAAUCAGAUCAGAAGCAACAUUCAUCGGUUAUUCGUUUGAAACAUUGAGAAGUUUCAGUUAUUUAAAAAUCUGAUUUUUUACUUUUAAAUAUUGUCAUUUUUACUUUUAAAUAUUGUCAAAUUCAUAGCAGUAAGGUUGACACUCAUUUAGUUUUACCUAAAAAAAGAGAUGGAAUUAUAAUAAUUUGCAGUUUUUCGAUCAUUUCCUUUUUUUCCUUUUUUUUGAGGAUUUCUCACGAUUGAGAAAAAAUUAAUCCAAGUUUUAGUUCGUUUAUUUCAUCACAAUAUAGAAACUGCAAUUAUUAUAAUUCAUUGAAAUUAAAUUUUGAUUUUGUUUAAUGUAAACUCAAUGUCAUUAGCUAUGAUUGUUAUGACAAGACUUAAAUUUAUAUAUUUCAAUCAAACAUUAGAUCAGGAAAGAAUCAAUAGUUAUAAUAUUCUCGAUUUUAUGUUUAUAUGCAUAAUGUGCAUGACAAACUUAUUUUCAAUAAUCAAGAUUAAGACAUCAUGAAGUUUGAUUGAUCUAAGAGUCUGAUUUUUUAUAUUUAAAUACUGCAAAAUUCAUAGCAGUAAGACUGAUAACUGUUUCGUUCUGAUUGAGAAAAAAAUAUUUGAGAAAAAAUUAAUCCAAGUUUUAGUUCGUUUAGUUCAUCACAAUAUAGAAACUGCAAUUAUUAUAAUUCAUUGAUAUUAAAUUUUGAUUUUGUUCAAUGUACACUCAAUGUCAUUAGCGAUGAUUCUUAUAACAAGACUUAAAUUUAUAUAUUUCAAUCAAACAUUAGAUCAGGAAAGAAUCAAUAGUAAUAAUAUUCUCGAUUUUAUGUUUAUAUGCAUAAUGUGCAUCACAAACUUAUUUUCAAUAAUCAAGAUUAAGACAUCAUGAAGUUUGAUUGAUCUAAGAGUCUGAUUUUUUUUUUUAUAUUUAAAUACUGCAAAAUUCAUAGCAGUAAGAGUGAUAACUGUUUCGUUCUAAUUAAGAAAAAAAUAUGAAAUUAUAAUAAUUUGCAGGUGCUUAAUGAUUUUCUUUUUCUUUUCGUUUCGUUUUGAAGACUUCUCAUAAUUUAAUUGAGAAAAAAUUAAUGCAAUUUUUAAUUCGUUUAUAUAAACAUAAUGUAGAAGCUGCAAUUAUUAUAAUUGGUUGAAAUUACAUGUUAAGUUACAUCGUUCUUAAACCCAAUAUCAUUAAUGAUAAUGCUCAUGGAAAGACUUGAAUAAUCGAAGAGAAUGUGUAGUCUCGAAUCAUAACGCAUAGUUAAAAAAAAGUGAUAAACUCCAAAAAGUCGAUUAAGUAAGCGUUCACAAGCUAUUCAGUUUUAUUUCUAACUUGCAUGGUAUACAUGAGAAAUAUUUCUGUAUAGGUAAGAUAUUGUGGGAUCUAUGCAUUAACAUUAGUAUUUAUUCAGAGUUUGUUUCAAUACGUUGCCAUGUUUUUGAAGAAAAGUAUUACCGAAACAUUUAUAUUUUUUAUACGUAAAAGAGAAAGCUCGACACUAAUUUAUUUUAUUAUUAAAAUAGACGAAGCCCAUCGGAAUCACAGAUAAGUGAUACAAAUGAUGUAUUCGAGUUAAUGUUUAUUGAUAAUUCAUAACAUAUGUUGCAAUGUCAAUUAUAAUUGUUGGAAAAUUA